Spea bombifrons (plains spadefoot toad) is the source of this 2616-nucleotide messenger RNA. RefSeq names its product spermatogenesis associated 5 like 1 (gene AFG2B). Bases 106 to 2379 code for a protein of 757 amino acids. NCBI's taxonomy places the organism in Eukaryota, Metazoa, Chordata, Amphibia, Anura, Pelobatidae. The transcript has 9 exons. The record is from RefSeq and is a predicted model, not a curated record. Gene Ontology annotation, molecular function: ATP binding; ATP hydrolysis activity.
CAUCUCAAUAGCGACUCUCCAAGAUGGCGGCGCCCACGGAUAGCAUGUUGUAACGUCUAAUAAAUAUUUGUUUCUUUAAUCAUAUUCUAGCGUUCGGGGUUUCAGAUGGAUACAGUAUUGAGGUUGAUACCAUCAAAUCCAGAAGACACAGGCACUCAGAGAUGCAGGUUGGGACCCAAAGCAAUGUCCCUACUUGGAGCAAAAGUAGGAUUCCCUCUCCUAAUAUCUCUACCAAAUGGCAGCUGCUUAUGCACUGCGUGGCCCAGAAAGGAUUUAUCGGACGGCUUUCUUCAGAUAGAUUUGAUGUGCUUCACUUCACAUAAACACACAACCGAAUUUAAAAAUAAAAGCAUCGGUAUCAAUCAACUAAAAAGUUUGACAUCUGUUAAACUGAAAAGAGUUACAGUAAAAGUUGUAGUAAAAAACAUUGAAGUGAAAUUAGCAACCAGCGGAACAACUUUCAAUGACCUGGUGAGGGACUUGUUGAGAAACGUAUAUGUACUGCCUCGUUGCUUUUUAUCUAUAUCAGGAAGCUCUUCGGUUGUUAAUAUUGAAGUUCUUAACAUGGAUCCUGUAACAGAUGAUGCCGGCCUUAUAACAGCAAAGACUAACAUACAUAUAGAAGAGGUCACUACUCUGGAGUGGCACCAGCAAACACUACAGGAUGUCCCUCAGUGUCAGGUUGCAGGAAUGGAUAACAUAUGCGCCUCUCUUAGAGAAAUUAUCAGUUUACCUCUAUGUUACCCUGAGACUAUAAACAAAUUAGGUCUUGCAUGUCCUAAGGGGUUACUGCUCGUUGGACCUCCUGGUGUUGGGAAGACCCUCCUGGUGAAAGCCGUAGCGAGAGAAGUUGGAGCAUAUCUAAUUAGUUUAAGUGGUUCUGCAAUUCAUGGUUCAAGACCAGGGGAGGGUGAGGAAAACUUACGGAACAUUUUCGAGAAAGCACGGGACAUUUCUCGUGGUGGCCCCUGCUUGCUGUUUAUAGAUGAGAUUGAUUCCUUAUGCCCUAAACGGGGAAAUUCAAAUAAUGCUCCUGAAGACCGCAUUGUUGCUCAGUUGUUAACGCUUAUGGAUGGCAUUCACAGCAACAACAAGAUGGUCAUUGUGGCUGCCACAAACAGACCAGAUGACAUAGACUCUGCGCUAAGAAGACCAGGUAGAUUUGACAGAGAGAUUGUUAUUGGAACUCCUACACUUACGCAGAGAAGAGCUAUUCUAGAGGUGCUGACUUCAAACAUGCCCAUCUGUAAUGAUGUUGAUUUGGAUUCCCUGGCAGAAAUGACGGUGGGGUAUGUAGGAGCCGAUCUCACAGCGCUCUGCAGAGAGGCUGCCAUGCAAGCUGUGCUUCAAGCCCAGCAGAGUUGCGAGGACAAUCUGGUCAACAGGAUGCAUUUUUCUGAAGCUUUUAAAAAGAUCCGGCCUUCUACAGCUCGGAGUUCUAUUGGGCAAGUGGAAUUCAAACCGGUCUAUUGGGAACAAAUAGGAGGCCUUGAUGAUAUUAAACUACUAUUAAAGCAGAGUAUCGAAUGGCCAAUGAAGUAUCCUGAUGCCUUUAUCAGAAUGGGACUAACAUUGCCUAAAGGAGUACUGCUUUACGGACCCCCCGGAUGCGCCAAAACGAUGUUGGUGAAAGCUGUGGCCACCAGCUGUCACUGCUCCUUCCUAUCUGUCAGCGGCGCUGAUCUUUUCUCCCCAUACGUGGGAGACUCAGAAAGGAUUUUGACGCAGGUUUUCAGACAAGCACGUGCUAGCGCCCCAGCCAUCAUAUUCCUUGAUGAGAUUGAUGCCAUCAUGGGCUCUCGCUCAGACUGCAGAUCUGGGUCUGGUGUCCAGGAGAGAAUUCUGUCUGUUCUUCUUAAUGAACUGGAUGGUGUUGGGCUGAAGACCACAGAACGCAGGGGAAAUAAAAUCCUGCUAGAAGGAGAUCAUGAUGGCUGCGAAAAUAAGAAGAUGGAGUUUCAGGAGGUUACGAACAAAUCGCUGAUGAUUGUUGCAGCAACAAACCGGCCUGAUGUCUUGGAUGAUGCUUUACUACGUCCCGGGCGACUGGAUAAACUCCUUUACGUUCCACCACCGGAUGAAAAGGCACGCUUAUCUGUAUUAAAACUCUGCACAGCUAAAAUUCCGUUAGCCCCGGAUGUGUGCCUUGAAAGCCUGGCCGCAGACACCUCUUUUUAUUCAGGAGCAGACCUCCAAAAUCUCUGCAAAGAGGCUGCCCUGGUUUCAUUGCAUGUGAAUGGACUACAGGCUACAUCUGUGAAAGUGGAGCAUUUCCAAAAAGCGUUUCAAAGCGUGAAACCAUCGCUAAAUGGAAAAGAUCUGGACGUAUAUAAAAAACUACGCGGUCGCACAGUAUCUCAUCUGGACGUGGUGAAUUGAUGAACAGUGCUUUCUUUUUCUGGACUCUUUUCGGUUGCAGCGCAUCAAAGUAGACUUUUAGAUCUAAAUAAUUGAAUAUUAACAAUGCAUGCGUUUUAAUUCUGCAAGAAAGGACAAAAAGUUACAGACCAUCUAAUAAGAAUUGCAAGGAACAGACGUGUUGCCAUCCUGCAAAAUGGUCUCUUUCGUGACGACUCACAGCAGAUAGGGUACAGUUUAUGGGAUAUUAUAUAUAUU